Molecule: messenger RNA, 3619 nt
Organism: Paramisgurnus dabryanus
Lineage: Eukaryota; Metazoa; Chordata; Actinopteri; Cypriniformes; Cobitidae
Product: low-density lipoprotein receptor-related protein 8-like
Biological process (GO): receptor-mediated endocytosis
Cellular component (GO): plasma membrane; signaling receptor complex; apical plasma membrane
Molecular function (GO): calcium ion binding; protein binding; hormone binding
Source: RefSeq, a predicted model, not a curated record
CUGGAGAUUCAGUGAAGGAGCGCCGACGCCAUCCGGACACGCUUUUGUUUGUGGAUGAACACUACAAACCGUUUCGGAAAUGAGGAAAGACAUUGGGAAAUUAUUAUUUUUUCAUUUUUUUAUGUCGGAAUUAUACUCAGCAAAAGGUACUGAAACUGGCACUGAAACUGAGUGCGAAGAUGGACAGUUUCAAUGCAACAAUGGGAGAUGUAUUCCCACUAUUUGGAGAUGCGAUGAUGACGAUGAUUGCUCUGACAACAGCGAUGAAGAGAACUGCUUGAAGAAGACAUGUGCACCCUCAGAGUUUGCAUGUGAGAAUGGUCAGUGUGUUCCUGGGCGUUGGCGGUGUGAUGGUGAACCUGAGUGUCCAGAUGGAUCAGAUGAGGCCGAUGUAACCUGCACAGUCAGACAGACAUGUCCACCAGAUAAGUUCGACUGUGGAGGGAAGUGCGUGUCGCUGUCCUGGCGCUGUGACGGGGAGAGAGACUGUGAAAACGGUUUAGAUGAAGAGGACUGCGCUGCGGAUGCCAGGUCCUGCACAAGUGGAGAGUUUCAGUGCCGUAACCAUAAGUGUUUAGCACCGGUCUACGCGUGUGAUGGUGAUGACGACUGUGGAGAUGGCAGCGAUGAAGAGAAGUGCUCUCCGCCCACCUGUGGGCCGCACGAGUUUCGCUGCAACAGCACAGAGUGCGUGCCGAAUCCCUGGACCUGCGACGGCGACUCCGACUGCGCUGAUGGUUCUGAUGAGUGGGCGGGGCGAUGCGGGAGCGGGUCCGAUCGGCCAGCUCCGCCCCCUGCCCGCAGGCUUCAAUGCAGCCCUGGAGAAUUUCGUUGCGGCAGUGGCGAGUGUCUGAGGCUGACGUGGAGAUGUGACCGGGAUCCUGACUGCAAGGACAAAUCAGAUGAGGCAGACUGCCCUCUGCUUACAUGCCGACCCGAUGAGUUCCAGUGCGGGGACGGAUCCUGCAUCCAUGGCAUCAAACAGUGCAAUAAAAUACACGACUGCCUGGACAAAAGCGAUGAGGCUGGCUGUGUCAAUGCCACCAAAUGUGAGGGACCUCUGAAAUUCCUCUGCAGAAAUGGUGAAUGCAUUGAUGGCACAAAGGUAUGUGACAGUGUCAAGGACUGCAAGGAUCGAUCAGAUGAACCCCAGAAGGAGUGCAGUUUAAAUGAAUGUUUACUUAAUAAUGGUGGUUGCUCACACAUCUGCGUAGACCGGCCUAUAGGAUUUGAAUGCCAGUGUCCCGCUGGGUACAAGCUGCUGGACAAAAGGACAUGUGGAGACAUUGAUGAGUGUGAAAACCCUGAUGCCUGCAGUCAGAUCUGCAUCAACCUUAAAGGAGAUUUCAAGUGUGAAUGUCAUUCAGGUUAUGAGAUGGACCCUGUGAGCAAAACUUGCAAAGCAAAGGGAAAAAGCCCUUACCUGAUGUUCACGAACAGACAUGAGAUCAGACGCAUUGACCUGGUGAAGAGGGACUACACACAGGUGGUUCCUACUCAGAAGAAUGCAGUCGCCAUUGAUAUAGAUGUAGCUGCCAACCGCAUGUUCUGGUGUGACCGUUUUCAACGUAAAAUAUACAGUGCAUACAUCCACGAAGCAAGCGAUCCGUCUCGUCACGUUACCCUGAUCAACACGGAUCUGCAUUCCCCGGAGGGUCUUGCUCUAGAUUGGGUUCACCACAACCUCUACUGGACUGAUUCGGGUGACAGAACCAUAUCUGUCGCUUCAACAGAUGGGAGCAGAAGACGAGUACUGAUCAACACCGAGCUGAGUGAGCCGCGGGCCAUCGCUGUGGAUCCAGAACGAGGGUUUAUGUACUGGUCUGACUGGGGGAUCAGAGCCAAGAUAGAGAAGGCUGGCAUGAAUGGUGUAGAUCGACAGGUAUUGGUGUCUGCAGACAUCGAGUGGCCCAAUGGAAUCACUUUAGAUGUAGUUGGCAAGCGUUUGUACUGGGUGGACUCAAAACUUCAUCAGAUCUCCAGCGUGGAUUUAAACGGGGCUCAACGCAGAGUCAUCCUAUCGUCCAUCGAGAGACUCGGCCAUCCUUACGCCCUUGCUGUGUUUGAGGAUCGGGUAUACUGGACGGACCGUGAAAAGGAAGCUGUCUACAGCGCAAACAGACUCACGGGUCAAGAUGUGACCAGUCUCGCUGAACACCUGAAUGAUCCGCAUGAUAUUGUGGUUUUCCAUGAGUUAAGCCAACCUGAGGCUCCUGACAGCUGUAACCUGGGUGGCGUGACCAACGGAGGUUGUGACUUCUUAUGUCUGCGAGCCCCUCAGAUCAGCGAGCACUCACCCAAAUACACCUGCGCUUGCCCUGAUGGAGAGGAGCUGAGCCCUGACACACGCCAAUGUGUACCCGUCCAAAAUGACACUGCUGUAACGCCUACUGUCCCCAUCAACGUCACCAUGGAAACCGCUUCAGUGGCUGCUCAGGAACCAGAGUCUCCUGCAGCAGUGACCUCUCAGUCUGAUAAUAUAGCAGAAACCAUUGUGCCAUCACUCUUUACUUCCGGCCCUGAGGAGCCACUCGUCUCCUCGAAUGCUACAGAGCAGAGUCCAGCACAGACAUACAGUACCACACUGGGAGAUACAAGCAACCUGUCUCACCACUCCGGCAAUGAUUUGUUCCUCCUUGGCCGUAAUCUGACAGUGGCGGUGCUUGGCGUUGUAAUUCCCAUAGUUCCUAUCGUUGCCACAGUGGUCUUCGGGGUCCUGUGUGCCGGCGUUUACCUCGUAUACCGCAAUUGGAGGCAGAACAGCACCAAGAGCAUGAACUUCGACAAUCCAGUCUACCGCAAGACCACGGGAGAGACAGAAGAGGACGAGAUCCAUAUCGGCCGUACCGACGGGUUGGCUGGACAUCAUCACCCUUACCCUGGACCCGUAGUUGGCAUGACUCCAGUCGGUACGGCAUCGUGCCCACCCUUCAUCGCUUUACCUCUGGGGACCGGCAUACCAGAUCCAGCUACACACUGGUACACAGAUCAACCCACCAUCUCUAGUGCUAAAUGAAGUGGAGAACUUUAUAAAUACUGUGACCUCAAAGUUUAGGACUGAGACAGGGCUGCCAAGCUAUGCAGGAACUGAUCCAGCAAGGUUGGACAAAUGGACAGUUUCUGAAGUGCAUUAAAAUGAUGCACUGCAAAUGCUGGGUACUCGUACAGUAUGAUUAGAGGCUGAAAGUAUGGUAAAAAAAUGCUUAACGGAUUUACCUAUAUUUGUUUGGUACACUUAACACAGGUUUAUUGCUGAUUAUAACAACCAUUGAACAUUUUGCUCUUAAACAAUCUUGCAAUUGUUUAGAUUAUUCUUAAAAGUAAUAUUACUGCACUGUAAUUUACAUUCAGUCUCAGAGAAACAUUUUACUACUAACAUCACUUUGUGAUACAAGUGGUUUAGGUGGUUAAAAUAUACAGUAAAUGGUACAAGUGGUUAAGGAAAUUAGAUGCAAUCUCAAAAGUAACUAUUAUUAAUUUAGACCUAUGACAUAUACAGUACCCUCUCAAAAAUGCUGAGUUGUUUUUAACCUAUGUUUGGGAAAAACUUAGAAAAUGUUAAAGGAACAUUUCACUUUUUUUGAAAAUAUGCUAAUUUUCCAGCUCCCCUAGAGUUAAA